Molecule: messenger RNA, 6775 nt
Organism: Nymphalis io (European peacock)
Lineage: Eukaryota; Metazoa; Arthropoda; Insecta; Lepidoptera; Nymphalidae
Gene: Sema5c
Product: semaphorin-5B
Exons: 20
Coding region: 458-3748 (1096 amino acids)
Biological process (GO): axon guidance; semaphorin-plexin signaling pathway; neural crest cell migration
Molecular function (GO): chemorepellent activity; semaphorin receptor binding
Source: RefSeq, a predicted model, not a curated record
UCACGCACACUGCUACGUAGUUUGUUAAGCGUGUGGCGCGGUCUGCAACUUUUAUUGUUUUUUUUUCAACUUCUCAACAAGCCAACCACUUGUUUGGACGUCUUUUACCUGCGUGUGCUUAAAAUUUGUAAACUUUUAGGCAUUUUGUACGUAAUAGUUGCGAUUAAAUAGUGCAUAUAGAAGUUUUUUAGUUAUAAAACUCGAAGUGAAAACUCCGAAAGACCAGCUGUUGUAACCAACGGCAAUAGCCUCGUUUAAUGUCAACAAAUAAAUAAACAGUGAUCGGGACAAGUUGCGUUCGAAACAAAAAAGUAUUGUGAUGAAUUAUACAAUGGUCUAAACUGGAAAUCCAGGACGAGAAUGGACUUCGUUCAUCGCUAUUGGAACGUGAAUUUCGUAGCGAGAGUGGCGGCUUCACCCACAUAACAUUUAUGGUAAGUAAAAAAAUAUUAUCAAGAUGUGGGGUAUAUACAAAGUUGCAGCAAUAAUUUUCUUCGGUGCCCUCAGUAAGGGCGAACUUCCCGAAGAUGAUUUUAGGAUAAUCAAUAGACAAGACUUGCUGGCGUCUGAUAGUGAUAUCUUUGAAGAUAAGGACGGCAAAUCAUUUUCGCAACUGCUUUUCGAUGUGGCAAGGGACCAGGUGAUAGUGGGCGCGAGGGACACGCUCUAUCGUCUCUCUCUUCGAGGUCUUCGUUCGCUGGAGCGUGCGGAAUGGCCGGCAGCUGGCGACAAAGUGAAGCAAUGUCAAGACAAGGGCCAGACCGAGGAGAACUGCCACAAUUACAUCAAAGUACUCCUUUCAUACGGCCACAAGCUGUUCGCGUGUGGGACCAACGCGUUCAGUCCAGUUUGCAGUUGGAGAGAGAUUGAAUCAUUGAACAUGGUAUCAGAAUGGCUAUCGGGCGUCGCGAACUGCCCGUACAAUCCUGACUCCAACGUGACCGCGAUAUUUGCUAGCAGCGGCGAGUACUACGCCGGGACACCGACAGACUUCACGAGCUCUGAUACAGCAAUCUGCAGGAGUCAAGGAGCAUCCCCACGAGACUCAACUAUGCUUCGGACGACGCAGUACGAUCUCAAUUGGCUUAACGAACCACAAUUUGUGGGUAGUUUCGAAGAUGACUUAUUCGUGUACUUCGUCUUCAGAGAAGUUGCUGUGGAAUACUUAAACUGUGGGAAGAUUAUAUACUCACGUAUCGCUCGUGUGUGCAAAAACGAUUCAGGUGGUCACCUGAUGAUGAAAAAUAAUUGGAGUACCUUCCUAAAAGCCAGGCUCAAGUGCGCUGUGCCAGGAGAUGUACCGUUUUACUAUGAUGAAGUCCAGAGCGUGGAAUAUUUGUCACAAGAGAAGAUACUCGUCGCUGUUUUCACCACACCUGAUAAUAGCAUAGCCGGCAGUGCUGUGUGUAUUUAUAACAUGUCAGACAUCCACUUGGCCUUCGAAGGGCCCUACAAAGUAAAGGAUUCGCCAAUGUCCACGUGGGAACCGCGGACCCCGUCUCGGCAAGCCAGGGAACAUUUCCGAUGCAAUCCAGACACUAGACCCCAUCAAUCCAUUGAGUACCAUAAAUAUCACUUAAUGCACGAAUCAAUACAGCCUAUAUCCGGCGAGCCAGUAUACAAAGCGACGUUAGAGAGAUUCACGCACGUGACCGUUGAUGUUGCCAAUACGAAAAAUGUCGCAAAACAAUUAGUUGUAUUUGUGGCAACACAGAACAAUGAUAUUUUGAAACUGGCAAUUCUUCCGAAAUAUGAAGGUGCCUGUGUGGUGGAGAUUUGGAAGAUGAAAGAUAAGAAGGGUGGAUUUGACAUAUUGUCAAUGCAGUUCGUAAAAGAUACUAUGUCCCUGUACAUAGGAAGCGACGAAGGCGUUCUGCGCAUAUCUAGUGAGCGCUGCUCUCGAUACAAGACCCGGUCGAGUUGCGUGGGCGCCGCCGACCCGCACUGCGGCUGGGACGACGCGCGCGAGCUGUGCGUGCGUGCGCACGCGCACUUGCACGAGGCGUACUUUUCGCAGAGCACCGCCAGCUGCCCCUCCGUCAGUAUGCCCGUGGCCGGCGGCUGGUCGGCGUGGUCGGCGUGGGAGGCGUGCGUGCAGCACGGCGCGGCGCCCGCGCUGUACGACGGCGCGCCCGACACGUGCGCGUGCCGCACGCGGCGCUGCGACAACCCGCGCCCCGCGGCCGGCGGGGACGCCUGUCGAGGAGCUAGUAUAGAGGUGACCAACUGCACCGUGCACGGAGGCUGGUCGGCCUGGUCCGCCUGGUCCGAGUGCUCCACGUCCUGCGGUAUCGCCGUGAAGUCGCGCCGGCGCUCCUGUACUUCCCCGGAACCUCGCUUUGGGGGUCGGGUGUGCGUCGGUCUCGAUACCCAGGAUAUGUACUGCGCAAAUUUACCUCCCUGUCCUGACCCGGCGCUGGCGCCCGUGGACGGCGCGUGGUCGGCGUGGGGCGCGUGGUCGGCGUGCGCGGGCGCGGGCUGCGGCGCGGGCGCGGGCGCGCGCGAGCGGCGGCGCGCGUGCGACAGCCCCGCGCCGCGCCACGGCGGCGCCGACUGCGAGGGCGCGCGCGCCGAGCGGCAGGCCUGCGACCUGCGCCCGUGCGAGCUGCGGAAGGCCACCGCCUGGACGCCCUGGGUGCAGAUACCUAGUAAUACAUCUGACGGAAGUUACACCGAGAAGAGAUUCAAGUUUCUGUGCAAGGCGCCGACGCCGGAACAGAUCAGGUUAUCGCUCGCCCGCGAGGAGGAACGCUAUUGCAACUCGCGAGGCACGUGUAGCAGCAGUCCCCCCGCGGAGGACGGGGCGUGGGAGGCGUGGGCUCCUUGGGGGGCCUGCUCGGCAGCGUGCGGUGGGGGCCAGCAGGCACGCACAAGGCGCUGUCGACAGCCACCUUGCGUUGGCGCGGAAGACAUGCUCCGAGCCUGCAAUACGCAUGCGUGUGUCGGUGAAUGGUCAUGCUGGAGCGAGUGGAGCGAAUGUAACGGUGGCUGUGAGAGCGGUGCCACAGGUCAUCGAACUCGCACUCGCAUGUGCUUGUCCCCUGAAGGUUGCGCAGACGCGGGCGCUGCGUUGGAAAGACGUAUCUGCGUAAACAACUGUGCAGAGUCGGAGGCGGGGUGGGGCGCGUGGGGCGCGUGGGGCGCGUGCGCGGGCGGCGAGCGCGUGCGGCGCCGCGCGUGCGACGCGGGCGCGUGCGUGGGCGCGCAGCUGCAGGUGGCGCGCUGCGCCGGCGACGAGCUGGACAACGAAUUAUACGCAAUGCCGGCAUACAGUCAGAACGUGCAAAUGGCAUCUUUCGUGACGAUGACGGACAACGAGUCCCUCAGUAUCGGCGGCAUUAUAGGAUGUGUGGUCGCUGCAUUUGUUAUGGGCUGCCUAGUUUGCCUGGCUGGAGUUGUAUUCUGUCACCGACGUGGCUGCCUGCCGUGGAGCCGACAACCACGAGUGCCUUCCAGCCCUCACUACAUCACCGCUAAACAGAACAGCUACGUGACUGUGCCGUUGAAGGAAGUGCCACGGAAAGCGAAACGGCAACCAUCGUUUACGGGCAUCGGUAACUCGAGCGGUAUUCUCCUUUCGAAGAGUAACAACAUUUCCAACGCAAACCACAACAAUCCCAUGACGACUCCCAAACUGUAUCCAAAAGCCAUAGCCAAUGAAUAUGACUCUAUGGGUACAUUACGAAGACACUCAAACCAGCCCAACAACAAGACCAACAUUGAUGUUGAAGAGGACAAGUUCUAUUGAACAUUACAACACUGUUGCUUACAAUAUAUAACACAGGAUCUCAUAUAAGCUCUAUAGAUAUGUUGACAUUGAAAAGGGCAUUUUAAGAGAAAGACAAAGAUAAUUCCAUUUCGAAUUUCUCUUAAAAGUUUCAUUAUACAAAGACUUUUUUGUAGAAGUCAGCUUAAAUGUGCUUUUGACUCAUAAUUAUCGAAGCAGACUCUAUCUUAACGAUAUCGUUUUGUAGAUAAAGUUAAAAGCAAAAGGUGCAAAUAAAAUUCAACUUGCUUUGUUCAAUUAAAAGGACGGUUGUUUUUUUUUUUUUUAAAUAGUAAAAUAACUUUUUUAUGUAAAUUUUUAACACGUUUAAAAUAUAUUACGUGUUAUUCAUAUUAUAAUUUAAAUAAUUAAUUUGGAUAUUUUAAAAAAAAAUUCGGGAAAUUAGUGUUUUACAAAUUUAUGUAAGAAAAUAUACAACGGCGUAUGACAUAAUUAAUGGUUUAACAUAAUUGAAUAAACUUUAUGGAUGAUUCAAUAUUUAAAUAAUUUAUUAAUAAUAAUCGGUAUAUUAUUCAUAGUAUGGAAAUUUAUACAAAAAAAAUUGAAUUUCUUUUGUUGUGUAUUCAAAGAAAUCCCGCGAGGUCCUUUGAGGAAAUAGAUUUACUUUAUUCCUGUAUAGCGAUACAUUACAGUGAGAACUUUUACAAGAAUAAAGUUUACGGAUAUUACUUCAAAGCUAUAUAUAAACUAAGAAUAUUUACAUGAUCAUUUUUUUAUAUACCUUUUGUAUCAGAUUUAACAUCUAAUGGGAACUUGUUAUAUAUAUAUUUAUGUACAUAAAUAACUCAAAAACAUGGCCAUCAAUUUGUAUCUAAUUUUUCGUUUUUUGGUUUUUUACUCCCAAAUAAUAAUUCGUACUGUUGUAAUAAGCUAAGACAGUGAAAUUGUACUCUAAUAAUUAUAUUUAAAAACGCUCUAAAUUUAUGGCAUUUUGUCUACCGUAUCAGAAAAUAUCUAUUUUUUAAUAUUAAUCAAGUUUAUACAGUCAAUUUGGAAAUUUUCUAUUAAUUAUGAGUACAUUUUUCUCGAAAUGCAUAUUUGCAAUAUUAUGUAAAAAACUAUAUAUAAUUUCAAUAACUGGACGUUUGUUCAAGAGAAAAAAAAACAAAUUAUGAAAGCUUAAUAACUUCUACACUUCUGAUCUUGAAUAUUUGGUUAUCGUUUUGUUUCCUUUAGCAAUAAUAUUAAUUUCUUUGAACAGAAAAUUGAAAAAAAAAAUGACUAAAGAAAAUUGAUUCACAAUCAAACAUUGUAAGUAAAAUUUAUUAAAUCCUUUAUAUCUCAAUCCAUACAAUUGCACCAAUUUCAAGCGACAAACAUUCUCAAUUUGUUGGCAAGAAAGUCGUGUUUCAUGAAUUUUCAACAGCUCUGCUAAUUAGAAAAAAAAGUAAAAAGUCGAUAGAACCAAAGCGAGAAUGCUUUGUGCAUUUCUCCUUAAGAACUCCUUGGACCUAAUUGCUUUUGUAUCUUCUAUUUUAUUUCGAUUUAAAUAAAAAAAAAAUUUAAAUAAUGAGCUUCUAUAAUAUCCUAUUACUUAUUUUUAUUUAGAUAUUAAAAUAAAUUUUAUUUUUAAAGUAUUUUAAUUUGUGAUAAUGUGAUCGGUAUGUUUUGAGAAUUUAAAUAUCGAAUGUUCUAGAAUCUAGAUAGAUGCGUAUCAAUUAUCAAUCGAUUUGACGAAUUAGAAAUUAUAUUCUAGAAUCGUCUGAUUUGUAAACGCAAUUUAUACAUUAGUUUAUUAUUCCAGUGCCAUGGUAACGAAUGUAAAUGUUAGGUUAUAUCUGUAUUUUAUUAUAAUUUUUUAUAUACAUAAGUAGAAAUAUAAAAUUGUUUAAUUCAAUUUUUAUUCAAAGCCAAGUAUGUGCCAUGUGUAUAAGUAAUGAAUGAUUAUUAUUAAGCGUCUUAAUAAUAAACGAGAUGUAGGUUAACUAUGUUCGUCCUUGUCUCGCGUGAAAGAUACUUAUAAAGUUUUUUAAGUAAGAAAGUGACGACACUAUGUUCACGUUUAUUAUUAAGAAUAGAAAAUAGAGCUUCUAUCAUUUAUAUGUAUUAUAUCAGUACAAAUAGCUGCCUUCGCGGUAUACAUAAUAUUUAUAUAAAUACAUAAAAAUAUCUUACAAAUUAUACAAUGAUUUUAUAUUUUAUAUUGUUGAAUAAAUUUCAACAUGUCGCCUGACUCAUGUUGAGUCGUAAUUGUUAUAAUGUAUAUUUAAAAUAUUUUGUAUUUUUAUAUUGUUAAUUGUAAUUAAAAAAUAUUUUAAAUGGAUUUGUGCUAUGGUAAAUUGUUAUUGAGUGUAUGGUUUGGACUGAAGUAUAUUUGAAAGGUAAUGAUAAAAAAGCACCCGGUGAGCUCUGCUGGAGUUAUAAUCCAUAUUUUUAUAAUAAAUGUAUCUAAAACAUCGAUAAAUUUUAUAUUGUUUUUAUAUGCAAUGUUUUGUCAUUUCUAAAAUGGCGUUAGUGAGUAUUAUUAUACUCUCGUCGUAUCUGAAGUGUUCUCUUUAACUAUUAGGAAAAAAAUAAUACUUAAAUAACAUUCAAAAAUAACUCGUAUUAUUAUUAUUCAUGAAUAUAUUUUUGUAAUUAUUCAAAACUGUAAUUUAACUUAAAAAUUAACAUCACUGUACGAAAUGACGAUUUUAUACUCUGUGUACAUUUUUUUUAUCUGUAUAUUAAAUUUUUUAUGUCUAUGUUAGUCGUGAAAAAAAUAUGUUUAAGGUCAUGUCAAAUUAUAAAAAUAUAUCUGAAUGUGACUCCAGUCUGACGAGAGCUUUAUCAUGUAUAUUCUGAAUGGAUUUAUAUUUCUGUCUUAUUACGUAAUUCCUAAGAGGCUUUCUCUCAAAAACUCACCGAUUAAAUUUUCUAAGCAUAAGAUAAAUACUUGUGAUUGUUAAGACUUCGAUGAAUUUCUUUAUUGUUUUUGUUCUCGGUCUACGCUAUACGACGCUGUACACGGUUAUGAGCUAGCUACUUAAUAAAGACUGUCAUACAUUA